This is a messenger RNA of Malurus melanocephalus (red-backed fairy wren), 1574 nucleotides long. It is a transcript of the gene SF3B6, whose product is annotated as splicing factor 3b subunit 6. The record is from RefSeq and is a predicted model, not a curated record. The transcript is spliced from 4 exons. Gene Ontology annotation, cellular component: cytoplasm; ribonucleoprotein complex; nucleus. Gene Ontology annotation, molecular function: mRNA binding. NCBI's taxonomy places the organism in Eukaryota, Metazoa, Chordata, Aves, Passeriformes, Maluridae. The coding region runs from base 104 to 481 and encodes 125 amino acids.
GUUUCCCGCCCAGCGCUCCGGUCCCGCCGCUCUCUCCGCUCCCGGCUCCUUUCUCGCCGCUGUUUCUGUCUCAGGCCGCGGCCCCCACCCACYGCCCGCCGCCAUGGCGAUGCAAGCAGCCAAACGAGCCAACAUCCGGCUCCCUCCGGAGGUCAACCGGAUCCUGUACAUCAGGAAUCUGCCGUACAAAAUCACGGCCGAGGAGAUGUACGACAUUUUCGGGAAGUACGGGCCGAUCCGGCAGAUCAGAGUUGGAAAUACCCCCGAGACAAGAGGCACAGCCUACGUGGUCUAUGAGGACAUCUUUGAUGCCAAGAAYGCCUGUGACCACCUGUCAGGGUUCAACGUGUGCAACAGAUACCUCGUGGUUCUGUACUACAACGCAAACAGGGCAUUCCAAAAGAUGGACACAAAGAAGAAAGAAGAACAGCUUAAGCUUCUCAAGGAAAAAUAUGGAAUUAACACAGACCCACCAAAAUAAACUGAUCUUUUUUUGAAAACUUUUCAAGCCCUGCCAUCAAGUUCUUGGCCUAAACACAGGAAUUCUUAACAAAGUGUAAUUUUUUCUCUUAUAAAUUUGAUAAGCUGCAGUAUGAGUCUUUAUAUCUUCAGAUUAGAAUUAAAUAAAUAUAGAACACAGGGARAUCUGCUUUAAGAUUAAAUCCUCCAAGGCAACAUGGCUUCUCUGUGCUAAGUGUGACUGGUAAGGACUGCAUUGAGCUGUGCCCAGGAGGAGCUUUCAGAAAGGGACYGUGCAGAUUGUGUGUUUGACUGAACAAAGCAAGCCCAAGCCYAUGUUUAUAACAAAGUUUCUUUCACAAACUGUGGAAGAUGAACAGCCUUUUGAAAGGAUCCAGCUGUGGUGACUGCAGUGCAAGUACCUUGUUCCCAGUGAUGGUGCCAUCAGCUGCAGGGAAACAACCCUGCUCUCAGUGCGCUGCCACAGGGCUGAGCUAAAGGUGUUUGGGGUCUUCUGUUUGUCCCAGGUUUGGACUUUGGACUUUGAAUUGGAGAACACCUGACCAAAAUGAGACAGUAGAUAAGGGUUUUCAUUUUGAUACCUGUAGUGUGAUUGUUUUCCACUUGCUGUGGUUGAACUGUAACACAUUUUUUGUACAUACAUUUUYGGGUGUAGCAUUUGGUGGAGGAAAAACAAAUUUUUGGCUUUUUUUUCAGUACUCAUGUCCUGUGUAUAAAAAACAGUAUGAUACAGAGUGUGCAUAACCAGUAUCUUUUGGAAGUGGGAAGGAAUAACCUCUACCUGUGUUCUGAACCAGCUGGAAGUUGUGUGAACAUGGGUAGUAUACUACCUUGGGAGGAUUUAUUUGCAUGGAUGUGAUGUUCCACUCGCUGAUCAUGCAACUUCUAGCCAGUGCAGAACCUGGGCAGAUAAAACAUACUUUGCCUGGGAUUUGUAGUUUAAUUUUGUCUGUCAGUGUGGGGUAUUGUCAUAAAGGAAUGUUCCCAUUUUCUGAAAUUAGAUUUUUGUUGGAAUCUGUCUCUUGAGGAACAAUGCUGUGUCCAUUUGGUAAAAAAAAUAAAUGUCUACAUGCUUUGCUUUUUUUUCAUCAAGA